AGAAAUUAUGUCGAUUCAAAAUGGGUAAUUUACCAACGCUAGUGAAGUUUAGUGCGGCACUUCUCUCCUGCAUUUUGGAUUAUACGCGGGCUGAUAACGAAUUACAAGUGAAAGGAGACGAGGAUCGUUUUUACGUAGUUGGAACUCGGUUGUGUACGGGCUCUAGGUUAGAGAAGGCUGUGCUCACCGGCCCUGACCAGGACGGACCACCACCGGGCACAGGAGCGUAGAUGCAGGGGAAAGAAUGUAUUGAAGGACACGGUGGCUGCAAGAGAUGUAGAGAUGGAACAUGUGCAAGAUGCGCAGUUCUUUUACAUCAAGGUACUUGUGUCGAUACUUGUCCACCAGGUCAUAUUGCAGAUUGGUCAACUAGAGAUGAAUACAUGGGCAGAAUUUGUAAAGAAACAGGAUAUAUGUUUGGAUUUACUGGUAGUCAAGUAGCCAUUUUGGUAGGAGUUGUUUCUGGUGCAACUAUAUGUAUUCUGAUAAUAUUAUGUGGGGCUAUAAUUGUACAUAGAAGAAAGAAAAAAGCUGCUAAGUUAAUCCAACAGUUUGAAGACAGUGCAGAGAGAAGAGAAUUUUUAAAACAUCUUGCAAUGCUUAGAGGGGAAGGUAACACGUUUCUUUCUAUGCUCAAUGAUACAAGGAGACAAGUUAGGGAGUUAUACUAUUCAGGAAAUAAUGGAGAUGGUGCUGUUGGAAUACAAGCCUAUAGACCAGUUUUGCGGGAUUUGGCAAGGAUACUGGUUCUUAUUAAUAGGAGAGACGAUGAAAUACCAAUUCCUCCAGAUGAUUGGCAAAGACUUUUUUCAUGGGCUGAGAGAUUAUUAAGAAGAUACAAAAGGCACAGCUCACCUGAAGUGGCUCAACUUAUAACAUUUUUACAACAACCAACAGCAUCCGUCCAAAUAAAUUCAACACAGCAAGUAACAAUCACACAAUCACCUCAGCCUUAUGAAACAAGAACCACUCCAACCAAUCUAACUACAUUCCAACCAAAUGCACCACUUACAACAUUUCAAGCAAGCGACAAAUCAAGUAUCAGCCCUGCAAGUUCCAGUCUUGGAUAUAUAAAAGAUAGCCCUGUGAGUUCCAGUCUUGGGCAAAACAGUUCUGGUGCUUAUAACGAGAAACUUAGUCCAAAUGGAUCUAGCAUAGGACAAACAACUCCACUAGUAUAUGAUAACCAAAAACGAUUGAAACCUUCGAAUACACAUUUCCAAGAACUUGCCAUUUCCACUUUUAAUCAUAAAUACAAUACUGGUGCAACAUUAACAGAAUCCACUUGUGCAAUAGAUGAAUGCGAGGCAAAUGGACUUGAUCGUGAAUUAAAUCCUCAGUGGGAAUUUCAAAGUAGUACAGAGGCUGCUAACUAUACUAUUUUAUCAGAUUGGUCACCUGCUCGUGAAUACCUCAUUGAUGACUUUACAAUUCUCGGUUUCCGACCACAAGAUGAAAUUACCACGGAAUUGUAAAUAAUAUAUAUUAUGAUAUACAUAAUUUAUAUAUUUCUUUAUAGUUUUUGCUCAUAAAUAUAUAUUUUCUAUAAAUAAAAAAAUUUUUCUAUUUUAUAAAUAGGAAAUAUAUAUUUCAUUUAUUUCUAUUCUUUCAUUCAUUCUAAAACUGUAAUAUCUAAAGCUAUAAUCGAAAAAUAUCAUGCACUCUCAUAUUAUUGGACUAAUUUAUUCGUAUAUAAAGCAUUUCCAGCCAUUCUUAUAAAUAAAAUUUUAAAUAAAUAUAUUAUUUCUAUAUCGUUCUUUAGACAUUCGAAUAUAUAUAAAAUAUUUCAUAAUUAUUAGGUUGAUUGAGACAAGUAAAUUUUUUAUACCAAAACAAAUAGAAAAAUUGUAGCUAAAGCUUGAUUUUCAAGAACCAAAAGUAAAAAUUUCCAGCCUAUAUUUCUAGCACAUGCUAUUUCAGGUAUUAGAUGGUAGAAUGCAUAACAUAUUAGUUUCUCAAUGUUUUUCGAGUAUUCAAGAGCUGUAAGAAAGAAAAUAGAUAUUAUGUUCUUAAUUUAUUCGUAAUCUACUAUGUUAAUGUAAUAGAUGUAAAACAUAUCUCUCAAAAUCAUUAUUCAGAAAUUUUCUGAUCUAAAUACAUAAUGUGCUAAUGCACAUUUGGUCCUAUACUUAAAGAGCAUGCGCCAGAAUUAAAACAUUUAAAAUCUUCAAACCAAAUCUUCGAAUUGUACAACAUAAUAAAAUACUUCUUAAUUUCUUUUUGUUUAGGAGAAGUUGUUUUUCUUGAUAUUCCAUGAUUUUGAAAAAAUCUGUAUGUGUCUGUAUGCAUGUAUGUAUCCUAGUUUGUGUAUUAUAUAUGUAUGAGUUCUACGAUAGAAUGAAUUUAUAAUACUAUCAGCUAAUUGUAAGCGUUUUGUUUAAAUGAUAUUCUUUAUUUAAUUUCUAUAUUACAAAUUAAUAAUUAUUAUAUAAUUUACUGUACUAGUCAAUAUUUCCUUUUAUGCAAGAAUAUGAAUUAUGUUAUGAAAUUAUGUCCUUAUACUACCAAUGUCUGAAGUAAGUCUAUAAAGAUAGUUUUAGAUCUUUAAUAUAAAUAUUUUUUUAUCGAUGCACCAACAUAUCAUUAUUAAAUAAAAAUUGCAAAAUAUUUACGAUAUAACACAUGUAUGUAUACAUACCUGUAUAUGUUGUUACACAAAAGACCAGAAUGGUCGGCUGUAUGUACAAAUUGAUGUAAAUAAUAUUUUACUAGCAAAUAUGUAAGAUGAUUAUAAAUAUAAUAUAUAUAUACAUAU
Messenger RNA from Bombus pascuorum, 2755 nucleotides. RefSeq lists its product as uncharacterized. NCBI's taxonomy places the organism in Eukaryota, Metazoa, Arthropoda, Insecta, Hymenoptera, Apidae. Bases 231 to 1475 code for a protein of 414 amino acids. The record is from RefSeq and is a predicted model, not a curated record. The transcript has 6 exons.